AUGAUGUGUGAGAGCGAUAACGAAAGUGAGAACAAUUCGUCGGCUCACAUUUCUGUUUUUGAGCAUCGCGCAUACAUUAAAAUCGAAACGAUUCGUGGUAAAACAGUGCCUGAAAUUCAUGCCGCGUUAAAUGAAGUGUGUGGAACGGAUACUGUGGAUCGUAGUACGGUGCAAAGAUGGCAUCAGCGAUUCCGUGAUGGUCGUAUAAGUAUUGAUAACAACCCUCGCUCUGGCCGACCCUCUACGGUUACUCAAGACAACACUAACGCGGCUAUUCUCGCAACUCUACUCGAUGAAGACCGACGAAUAACGGUGAGAGAGAUAGAGAAUGAAACAG
Cinara cedri is the source of this 337-nucleotide messenger RNA. NCBI's taxonomy places the organism in Eukaryota, Metazoa, Arthropoda, Insecta, Hemiptera, Aphididae. The record is from the annotation of a GenBank genome assembly.